Messenger RNA from Andrographis paniculata, 1462 nucleotides. RefSeq lists its product as uncharacterized. The transcript has 2 exons. Lineage: Eukaryota; Viridiplantae; Streptophyta; Magnoliopsida; Lamiales; Acanthaceae. The record is from RefSeq and is a predicted model, not a curated record. Bases 179 to 1234 code for a protein of 351 amino acids.
GGUUCCGGAAAGUUCGGAGAUACGCGCGAGGGGGGCGUGCGAGAAAUGCGAUUGUCAACCGGUGACUGCAGCAUUGCUUGCUGGUGGCGAUGUGACUGUGGUAACAUCUCUGGCCGUCGCGGUUUACAGCCAAGUGUGGAACAGCCGCUUCGAGAAUCAAUCCUGGUUUAUCAACAAAAUGGAAGAACCUCAGCUUCAGGCGCGGCCAUGGCCACCGCAGAUUUUCUCUCCUCGCCGUACCGGAAGAAGAACAACCACCGCCGAUUCCAAUUCGCCGGAAUUCGAGUUCUGGAUGGUACGAAACCCUAUAUCUCCUCAGCCUAACCUUCUUUCCGCCGAUGAGCUCUUCUCCGGUGGCGUCCUCCUCCCUCUCCACCUCCUCCGCCUCUCCAACACCCCUCCGCCGCCGCACGAAGACGCCGCCGCCGUGCCGGAUCGAUUCUCCGACCUCGAGCCAGAACCGAAUUCCACCGUAGAAUUGCCUGAAGUUGAGGUUUCCGGCGACGUUCCUAAUUCGAUUAAUUCCAAGCGGUGGCGGAGAAUUUUUAAGAAAAAUGCUAAGAAGAGCUCCGAUUCGCUGGCCUGCGGCGGCGCCGUUGCCGGAGAGGAUCGCCGCUCGAAGGACGGUAAGGUUAAGGAGAAGCGGCGGGAGAAGAAGAAUAUUAAUGGAGUCGCCGGCGCGAGUAAUAUGGCGGCUAGCGCCGCCGAGCUGAAUAUAAACAUCUGGCCUUUCUCAAGGAGUAGAUCCGCCGGAAAUGGCGGUACGCGGCCUCGUACGGUGGCUCCGCCGCGGAAAGUGAGCAGCGCGCCGUGUUCCCGGAGCAACUCCUCCGGCGAGUCGAAGUCGCGAAAGUGGGCGGCUAAUAGCCCGAGCCGAGCCGCCGGAGUUCACUUAGGAAGAAGCAGUCCUGUCUGGCAGGUCCGCCGUGGCGGCGGUGGCCGGAGCUCAGAAGCCGCCGUGAAAAACAGCUCCAGAAAAGACGCCGUAGACGGCCGCCGGAAAAAUUCUCCGGCAGCCUCGAAAGCGAAAGCUUUGAGCCUGAAUGUCCCAAUGUGUAUCGGCUACCGGCAGAAUCUGAGAUGUAGAAGUGAAGAGCAGAGUGCCAUUUCCGCGACCGCCGCCGCCUCCGCCCUUGGCGACGGCGGCGGAGGCGUCGCCGGCGAAGGGGUACGCAGAAGUAAUUUAUUUAACAUCAGGAGCUUAUUUACUAGAAAAAGUUUGUUAAUAAACUAAAAGUUAAUUUCAUGGCGUAGAUAAUAUAAAAAUAUACUUAUAUUAAUUUUAAAAUCCAAUAAUAUACUCCGUGUAAAUGUUAAUUUCUAUCAAUACUUAAAUAUCACUUUGUCUGACUUAUUUUUGCCGUUUGUAAUAAUAAUACCUGUAAAUAUAUGAUAAUAAAAAUACUCUUAUUGCAAUAAUUUGGUAGUUAUGACAGACAAUAAUUGGAGUUGACAGCAGGGA